This is a messenger RNA of Lynx canadensis (Canada lynx), 4012 nucleotides long. RefSeq names its product chondroitin polymerizing factor 2 (gene CHPF2). The record is from RefSeq and is a predicted model, not a curated record. Gene Ontology annotation, molecular function: glucuronosyl-N-acetylgalactosaminyl-proteoglycan 4-beta-N-acetylgalactosaminyltransferase activity. NCBI's taxonomy places the organism in Eukaryota, Metazoa, Chordata, Mammalia, Carnivora, Felidae. Gene Ontology annotation, cellular component: Golgi cisterna membrane. The transcript is spliced from 4 exons. The coding region runs from base 1517 to 3859 and encodes 780 amino acids.
CGCGGGCCGGGCUGUGAGGUGGCAGCGGCUGCAGCGGCGGAGCCGGCGCCUCGGUUGGGCACUGGGGUUUGUUCCCCCUUCCCCGCCCUUCCCCCUGAGGGGGCCACAGGGGCGCCGCUUCCGAGGACAGGAGCAGGUCCCACUCCCGCGCCCUCGUCCCUGCUCCCCCCAGGACGGUCCUGGCCGCGUGGACCACACCUGGGCCGCCUUUACCGGUCCGCCGCCUCCCCCCCCGGCCCUGCUGCAGGGCCUCCCCCGGCGGGCCUCGGGGUGUGCCUGCUCUCCUUCGUCCGCUGGCGCAGGCGGGGCCUUUGCCCCGCCGACGGGCCUGGUAACGGGGUCUUUGCCCUCCGGUCCCAGCCGCGAACCUGCAUUGCCUCCGCCGGAACAAACCCAGCCGAGUCCCCCAGCCCCUCCUCGACAGUUCCGUGACGCAGCCGGUUUUAUUUCUGUUUGGAGACUAACAGCUAAAACUCGCUUUGGGCCUUCUUUCCAGGGCUGGAGCUGGUCUCUGAUCGCUGAGAAGCAGAUAGAGCAGGGGGUCUGGUCCUUGGCAGAGGUCACUUCCCAAGCCAGCCGAGCCUCCGUUUGCUUUUGCAGGAGCCGUGUGUUGUCUCUAGCUUCUCGUCUCCCCACUUUGGUUUGGCUUGGGGCCCUGGGGCCCUGGUAAAACCAGACACCGAAUUGCUCUUACACAGCCAGUCACCGUCAUUUGCUCAUCGUCUCUUCACAGAGGAAGGUGGGCAGCACCAGCCUCUCAGCAGCUGGGAUUCAGAGAAGGAUGCCCUGCAAAAUGGCUCCAUCAGCCAUUGUGCUCCUCUGAGAGGCUCUCGGUGCUGAUUCACCGUAUCUGUCCACCUCACUUGGGUGGGCAGAACUGUGCACCAUGCCAGUGGCUCCUGACCACUCCCAACUGGGAGGAGGGGUUCCUCUAGCUGUGUGUUUCUGUAACACUCAGGAGUAGGGUAGGGAGAGGCCCUUAACCCUUCCCUUGGGCUCGCCUUCAAUAGCUAGUCGGCACCCCCUUUGGUACAUUGAGUGAGCAACGUGCCCCCAGCCAGGGGCCCUUUGACAAAGGCCUACCGACGCAGGCUGUUGGAGUUGGGGCUGUUAUUUUGAUGGAGCAUGCCCUUGGCCCCAGCCCCUUCUUUACUUGCUUCUGCUGUCUCCACUUAGAUCCAGUCUACAGAUGCAUGUAGUCCUUCUUUCUGGGUUAGAUUUGGCAGGAUUGAGUUUUGUUUCCUCGUCAUUCUGGAAGACAGACCAUAAGCACAUUACUGGGUGAAAUCGACUCCAAUACUUACUGCCAUUUAGACGAAGGGUUAAAUCCGGCACCUUGAGGACUGAAGCCCAGGCAUAUGCUUCCUGGGGAUGCUGGGCCUGGCAGCAGGCCUGGCAACCUUGCUGUGUCAUUGACCUCAUUGACCCCAGGCUUCCUGGAUAAAACCAUAGGCCUACUACUGGCCCGACACCCAUCAACCUACUGAUUGAUCCUUGAGGCGGUCCCCUCCGGGGCAUGCACGUGGCAGGGCCUGCCACCAUGCGCCUGAGUUCCCUGUUGGCUCUGCUGCGACCAGCGCUGCCCCUCAUCCUCGGGCUGUCUCUGGGGUGCAGCCUGAGCCUCUUGCGGGUUUCCUGGAUCCAGGGUGAGGGAGAAGAUCCCUGUGUAGAGGCCGUGGGGGAACCAGGAGUGCCACAUAAUCCAGACUCCAGAACUGGACUCGACCAAAGUGAUGAAGACUUCAAACCCCGGAUUGUCCCUUACUACAGGGAUCCCAACAAGCCCUACAAGAAGGUGCUCAGGACUCGGUACAUCCAGACGGAGCUGGGCUCUCGGGAGCGGUUGCUGGUGGCUGUCCUGACUUCCCGGGCCACCCUGUCCACUCUGGCCGUGGCCGUCAACCGCACGGUGGCCCACCACUUCCCUCGAUUAUUGUACUUCACGGGGCAGCGGGGGGCCCGGACUCCUGCGGGCAUGCAGGUGGUAUCUCACGGGGACGAACGGCCGGCCUGGCUCAUGUCAGAGACCCUGCGCCACCUUCACACACACUUUGGGGCCGACUACGACUGGUUCUUCAUCAUGCAGGAUGACACGUAUGUCCAGGCCCCCCGCCUGGCAGCCCUUGCUGGCCACCUCAGCAUCAACCAAGACCUGUACUUGGGCCGAGCGGAGGAGUUUAUCGGCGCCGGCGAGCAGGCUCGGUACUGCCAUGGGGGCUUUGGCUACCUGUUGUCACGGAGUCUCCUGCUCCGAUUGCGGCCACAUCUGGAUGGCUGCCGAGGAGACAUUCUCAGUGCCCGUCCCGAUGAGUGGCUUGGCCGCUGCCUCAUCGACUCUCUAGGCAUCGGCUGUGUCUCGCAGCACCAGGGGCAGCAGUAUCGUUCCUUUGAGCUGGCCAAAAAUAGGGACCCUGAGAAGGAGGGGAGCUCGGCUUUCCUGAGUGCCUUCGCAGUGCACCCUGUCUCCGAGGGAACCCUCAUGUACAGGCUCCAUAAACGCUUCAGCGCUCUGGAGCUGGAGCGGGCGUACAGCGAAAUAGAGCAACUGCAGGCUCAGAUCCAGAACCUGACCGUGCUGACCCCCGAGGGCGAGGCAGGGCUGAGCUGGCCCAUCGGGCUCCCGGCCCCUUUCACCCCACACUCUCGAUUUGAGGUGCUGGGCUGGGACUACUUCACGGAGCAGCAUACCUUCUCCUGCGCAGAUGGGUCCCCCAAGUGCCCGCUGCAGGGGGCGAGCAGGGCGGACGUGGGUGACGCCGUGGAGACGGCCCUGGAGCAGCUGAAUCGGCGCUACCAGCCCCGCCUGCGCUUCCAGAAGCAGCGGCUGCUCAACGGGUACCGGCGCUUCGACCCGGCGCGGGGCAUGGAGUACACCCUGGACCUGCUGCUGGAGGCCGUGACGCAGCGCGGGCACCGGCGGGCCCUGGCCCGCAGGGUCAGCCUGCUGCGGCCCCUGAGCCGGGUGGAAAUCCUGCCCAUGCCCUACGUCACCGAGGCCACCCGCGUGCAGCUGGUGCUGCCACUCCCGGUGGCCGAAGCCGCCGCCGCCCUCGCUUUCCUCGAGGCCUUUGCAGCCAGUGUUCUGGAGCCGCGAGAGCACGCGCUGCUCACCCUGUUGCUGGUCUACGGACCUCGGGACGGUGGCCGGGGGGCCCCGGACCCAUUUCUCGGGGUGAAGGCCGCGGCGGCCGAGUUAGAGCGGCGGCACCCCGGGACGAGGCUGGCCUGGCUCGCCGUGCGCGCGGAGGCCCCUUCCCAGGUGCGGCUCAUGGACGUGGUCUCUAAGAAGCACCCCGUGGACACGCUUUUCUUCCUCACCACCGUGUGGACCAGGCCGGGGCCCGAAGUCCUCAACCGCUGCCGCAUGAAUGCUAUCUCCGGCUGGCAGGCCUUCUUCCCAGUGCAUUUCCAGGAGUUCAACCCUGCCCUGGCACCACAGAGAUCUCCCGCGGGGCCCCCGGGGGCUGGCCCCGACCCCCCGUCCCCUCCCGGUGCCGACCCUUCCCGGGGGGCUCCCGUAGGAGGCAGGUUUGACCGGCAGGCUUCCGCGGAGGGUUGCUUCUACAACGCCGACUACCUGGCGGCCCGAGCCCGCCUGGCCGGGGAACUGGCAGGCCAGGAAGAGGAGGAAGCCCUGGAGGGGCUGGAGGUGAUGGAUGUUUUCCUCCGGUUCUCAGGGCUCCACCUCUUCCGGGCCGUGGAGCCAGGGCUGGUGCAGAAGUUCUCCCUGCGAGACUGCAGCCCCCGGCUCAGCGAGGAGCUCUAUCACCGCUGCCGCCUCAGCAACCUGGAGGGGCUGGGGGGCCGCGCCCAGCUCGCCAUGGCUCUGUUCGAGCAGGAGCAGGCCAACAGCACCUAGCGCGCCCCGGGCCCGGCCCCUCCGUGGAGUUCCCCUCUCUGCCGCAGCCCCGGGAAGGGCGAGGCAAGAUGGACGGACAGAUGGAGAGCUUGUUGCUGUAUUUUUUUUUUUUUUUUUAAUAAGAAAACGUUAUUAAAAGUGUCUUCUGCCAAA